AUGAAGUACCUGGACGGGCUUGAAAGGCGUCAAGUUGCCGGCGAGUAUUUCGCGCCAACUGGAUUCUAUGAAUAUACUAAAAAUCUACCUUUUCUCGGCUCGGUGAACAGCAACAUUGAGACUCUUGUAGCUGGCGAAUGGACCGAAGUCGUCAUUGUGUAUGAAGUCGGUGCUUCCGGUCUGGCAGAUGGCGCGUGGAUCAAGGGAACCUUCAAAUUCUAUUCUGAUUGGGCUCUUUUCCAAACGUCAGACCCCUCUGCAGAUAAUUAUGUCAGUGCCGAGUAUACUGCAAACUCCCUCUUGCCAGGGCAAACACCGGCUACCGUUCAGUCUCUACGUGUUCGAUUCGACCAAAAGGGCCAUGAGAGACCCUUUCAAAAAGCAGUGAUCGUCGACAUACAGGAUGGCUACCUAAAUCCCGGAGAUCGUAUCAUCAUCCGACUAGGCGAUCGUCAAUUCGGUGGAAAGGGCACGAGAGCGCAGACAUUCGUCGAGUCUGGGUUUCGAUGGCGGUUCUAUAUUGAUCCAGUAGGCACCUCACGGUUUGCCCCUAUCCGACCAGAUAUAUCAUGGGACAUCGUUGCGGGCCCCGUCAAAAAACUGGAUAUUGUCUUGCCACGGCUUGUGCAGCCGGAUCAACCUUUUGCUAUUCAUGCCCACGCUGAAGAUAAAUGGGGCAAUGUCGCGAGAGCUACCCCAGGUUUGACAAUGAGCCUGGCGAUACGACAGACAGCGAAACCAGAAUGGCCACAACACCAAUGGCAUACAGAAGUUGCCAGUGGAAAGUGGUUGAAUGCCAUCUUUGAGAAUAUCAAGUUAGGAAAUAGUGACUAUAUUGUUGAAGUCAAACUCUUGACUUCUGAUGGCGCCGUUAUUGCUAGAAAUGAAACGUAUCUUACGGUUGACUUUAGUCUCAACAUUCCCAAGGUAUUGUUCGGCGAUUUGCAUGUUCACUCAGACGAUACAGUGGGUACGGAAUCAUCAGUUUACAACUUUUCGUACGGACGAGAAAUUGCCGGCUUGGAUGUUCUCGGAUACACAGCGAACGAUUUUCAAAUCACCCAGCAGAAAUGGGAAGCGACAAUAAAGCUUAUCCAAUCUCUCAAUGAACCAGGCAAAUUCGUCAUAUUCCCCGGUACCGAAUGGUGCGGAAAUUCUGCUGCAGGUGGUGACCACAAUGUUGUAUUUCUUGCGGACCCGGCGACGAGUCCGCCCGAGUUUCCUUACGACAGACAUGGAAAUGUCGCUCGCUCGUUUGAGUGGUCUGAAGAUGGUCCCGAGGAUCUUGUCCCGGGUGCAUGGCCACUUGAUGAAGUUUAUGCUACAUAUGCGCACGAUGCGGAAAAUACUCUUUUGAUUCCUCACGUUGGCGGUCGUCGAUGCAACCUCGCCUGGCAUCACCCAAAGUUGGAAAGACUGCUCGAGAUAGGCAGUGCUUGGGGACAAUUCGAAUGGCUUCUUCGAGACGCAGUCCGUCGCGGAUGGAAACUAGGCGUAUGCGCAAACUCUGAUGAGCACAGAGGUAGAUGUGGUGGAGGGGUGCCCGGUACCGCAGUCUUUGGCACACGUGGCGGAUUGACUGGAAUUUUGUCGCCAAAACUGGAUCGCAAGAGUGUUGCAGAUACAUUACGUGCCAGACAUACUUUUGCAACCACUGGUCAGCGACUAGUUGGCCUAGUCUCGGCUAAAGAGACAAACGCAAUCCAAGGCGAUGAGAUUGAACAGUCGGCACAAAGUCCUUUAGUGCUGGAUUAUCACUUCCUUGGUAAUAGAGGCUUUUCAACCAUCGAGGCCUUUGAUGCUUCUGGAAGAAUAUGGCAGCGCCAUUUCUGGUCUGAGUCUGAUAAGCCAGCUACCGUGCUUCGAGUGACGUGGGGUGGUGCAAGACUAUUUGAUCGUUAUCGUGAAGCUGUCUGGUCUGGUAACAUUGAUAUCGGGGGAUCUGCUACAAUUGACAGGAUCGAGCCAUUUGGUGGUCUGGACGACAACCCAGAAGAUCAAUCAAUCCAGACAAGCGACCGAUCUGUCAGCUUCAAUAGUCGCACAAGUGGUGAUGUCGACGGAGUCAACAUAUUCCUUGCUGAACCCUCGUCAGAAGUAUCAAUCACAGCGUCCGGAACGAUAGGCGGAUACGUCAAGGUCGGUGAUGCCCUGGCUGGAAACCCGCACAAAGCCCAACCAUCAUUCAAACUCGAGGCCUUAUGGGCUGAAGCCAGCAAAUUAGGGGGUGAGCAGAUUGAUAUUGGUGGAUCUGCCGAAGCUUUUGUUCGGGUUGAAGCUAUUCCCGAUAUCGAGCUUCCUCGGCGGGUUCAAGGUACUGUCGACUUUGGAGGGGAAGCUGGUCAAGAACGAGCGAUUUACUUUGUAGGCCGUGAGUGGAGCGGUGCUAAGAGACACGCAGCAGACCGCUAUCGCCUGCGGCUACACCGCGCUCGCUCCGCCGUCCUCACCUCCGACGAAUUGGUCGAAAUGCGCGCCGCCCAACGCACCUUUGAAGGCKCCUACAUCCGCACCGCCCUAUCGUCGUUCUCUUUUGCGCUCAUCGUUUUGAAGGUGUUUACAGCAGAGUUUUACGGUAUUGGUGCUCUCUUCGCGGUGUACGGCACGGGUGUGUUGAUAAUCAGUGUCUAUCGUCGGCAACAAGGCAAUCGACAAUUUUUCUCGGAAAUUGGAGAAGAUGGACUUCACAGACGCAAAUUUAGGACAAGUGGGAAUGCGGUUGUGUUUUUGACGGCGCUGAGUGUUGCUGCGUAUGCGAGUUUGAUUGGGUUGACGCUGAAGCUGUAG
Talaromyces amestolkiae is the source of this 2787-nucleotide messenger RNA. RefSeq lists its product as uncharacterized. Bases 1 to 2787 code for a protein of 928 amino acids. The record is from RefSeq and is a predicted model, not a curated record. NCBI's taxonomy places the organism in Eukaryota, Fungi, Ascomycota, Eurotiomycetes, Eurotiales, Trichocomaceae. The transcript has 4 exons.